Hypoxylon trugodes is the source of this 2228-nucleotide messenger RNA. RefSeq names its product hydroxymethylglutaryl-CoA synthase. NCBI's taxonomy places the organism in Eukaryota, Fungi, Ascomycota, Sordariomycetes, Xylariales, Hypoxylaceae. Gene Ontology annotation, biological process: ergosterol biosynthetic process; acetyl-CoA metabolic process. Gene Ontology annotation, molecular function: hydroxymethylglutaryl-CoA synthase activity. The transcript is spliced from 4 exons. The record is from RefSeq and is a predicted model, not a curated record. The coding region runs from base 526 to 1902 and encodes 458 amino acids.
UGUACCAAAAACGCACCAAAACCCUUUCAAGAACCAACCCCUGGCGGUCUACUACAUCCUGUACCCAGAUCCCACCCCACCAUGGAUCGACACACAUGUAAAUCUAGUCAAAUCCAGACUGGGCGUUCGCACGCGCAAACAUUCAUCUUCUCACCAAAAAAAAUUAUGUCCUUGUACCCUCUAAUGGCCCCCCUGUUCCCCUGUUCCCCUCCUAUCCUACCUAUCCUACCUAUCCUAUCCCACCAAGCCCGCCAGCCCUCCUAUCCCCUUCGAAAGUUAGGUUCCAUUGCCAAUUGGCGGUGAAACCAACAUACAAAAUAAAAAUCACACCCCCCCCCAACCUCGAAAAACCCUGCCUGCCACCUUGCCAUGUGCCUGCUGCUGUUUAAUUGCUAAUAAUACUACCUCUACCCGCCCACACAGACAGCCGAGAUAAACACACUCGUUGGACUUGACCUCGUUCACAACCAUAUUUUUCUCUCCCACUUACAAUUUCGACGCGACGAAAACAUACUGUUCGACACCAUGGCAACUCGUCCUCAGAAUAUUGGCAUUAAGGCCAUUGAACUUUACUCCCCCAGCCAGUAUGUCGAGCAGUCGGAACUUGAGAAGUUCGACGGUGUUAGCGCCGGAAAGUACACAAUUGGUCUUGGUCAGACCAAGAUGACCUUCUGCGAUGACCGUGAGGAUAUCUACUCUAUCGCUUUGACUGCCACCUCGAAGUUGCUAAAGAACUACAACAUCGACCCUAACUCGAUCGGCCGCCUCGAGGUUGGUACCGAGACCAUGCUCGACAAGUCCAAGUCCGUCAAGUCCGUAUUGAUGCAGCUAUUCGGCGAAAACACCAACAUUGAGGGUGUCGACACCAUGAACGCUUGCUACGGCGGUACCAAUGCUCUGUUCAACUCUGUCAACUGGGUCGAGUCUUCUGCUUGGGACGGAAGAGACGCCAUUGUCAUAGCCGCUGACAUUGCUCUCUACGCCAAGGGCAAUGCGAGACCUACCGGAGGUGCCGGUGCUGUUGCCAUGCUGAUCGGCCCUGACGCCCCCCUCGUCGUUGAGCCCGGUCUACGUGGAUCCUACAUGCAGCACGUGUACGAUUUCUACAAGCCCGACCUUACCAGUGAGUACCCGUAUGUCGACGGCCACUACUCCGUCAACUGCUACAUGGAGGCUCUCGAUGCUGCUUAUCGCGCAUACUGCAAGCGUGAAGCGCAGCUACAAAACACCAAUGGCAACGGCAAUGGUGCCGCCCCUACUGAGGGCACCAAGACACCUCUUGACCGCUUCGACUACCUAGCCUUCCACUCGCCUACCUGCAAGGUCGUACAGAAGUCCUACGCACGCCUUCUGUACCACGACUACCUGUCCGACCCUGACAGCGCUGCUUUCGCCGAGGUCCCUGGCGACAUUCGGGAUAUGGACUACAACAAGUCCUUGUCUGACAAGGUUGUUGAGAAGACCUUCAUGGCUCUCACCAAGAAGCGCUUCAACGAGCGCGUCUCUCCUGCUAUCCAAGUCGCCACAAACUGCGGUAACAUGUACUGUGGUAGCUUAUGGAGCGGUCUUGCCAGCUUAGUUUCCUACGUCGACAGCGCUACUCUCCAGGGUAAGCGCAUUGGCCUUUUCAGCUACGGUUCUGGCUUGGCUGCCAGUUUCCUCUCCCUCCGCGUCAAGGGCAGCACGGAACAAAUUGCCAAGAUCUUAGAUAUCCCUAACAAGCUUGCUUCACGGCGAGCAGUCUCUCCUGAGACAUAUGAAGCUUUCUGCGAGCUCCGUCACAAGGCUCACUUGCAGAAGGACUACAAGGCGCAAGGCGAUGUGUCCACUCUGGCCAGUGGCACCUACUACCUAGAGUACGUUGACGACAUGUUCAAGCGUACCUACGCCAUCAAAGCAUAAACGACAAAAGAUCAGAAAAGGAAGCAUUAGAUGCAAUUCACAUUCGAUAUAGACCGACAUGACAUUCAGUUCUCUAUAGACAUGGGUGGGUUCAUUACGGUACCUAGGUAUCUAGACCAUGACGAUUGUGUUAUGUAAGCGUGUUACGAAAGGUAACAUAUACAGCGAGGGAUUAUGACGACUUGUGAGAUAGGAGAGAGUCAAAUUAAUAAUAGCGUCGGGUGGAUGGAAAUGAUGGACGCCCGACUUGUAUAUAAUCAAGGUGCGAUUCACAUUACGAGUCGCACGAGUACGACAGACGCAAUAAGAUCUAGAUUCGGAAACAA